AUGGCUUCUUUCGAUAAAAGACCCGUCACCAAUGUGAUCGUUAUUGGAGCCGGCUUUUCCGGGCUAGCCAUGGCAUGCCAGCUCCAAAGAAAACUUAACUGCGAUGACUAUACGAUCUACGACCGUUCUUCUGCGCCAGGUGGUGCUUGGUGGGCGAACAAAUACCCAGGAUGUGCCGUCGAUAUUCCGGCUGUCUUCUACAGUCUAUCUUUCGCCCCGAAUCCCAAUUUUUCCAAAAUAUUUCCCUCGCAGGCCGAGAUCUUAAACUACUUCAACGACGUUGCGGAAAACUUUGACGUGACUCGACAUAUUAUUCCGAACACGGAAUGGGAGGGAGCUUAUUGGCAGGAACUGACUAGUACUUGGCUUGUUAAGCUAAGGAAUUUAUCUAAUGGUCAAUUAUACUACCAGGAAUGCAAGAUCCUCAUCUCUGCCGUGGGGGGUCUAGUAAACCCCAACAAGUUUGAUGUUCCGGGGAUGGAUGACUUUCAAGGUGAUAUCAUUCAUACUGCACGGUGGAAAACGGAUGUGUGGCUUCAUGGCAAGGAUGUGAUUGUCGUUGGCAAUGGAUGCUCGGCAGCUCAACUUGUCCCGGCAAUUGCUGAUGAGGCAAAGAGUAUUUCGCAAUUUAUUCGGACACCCCAACACUAUCUGCAAAAUGAUAAUUUGCAAAUCAAUGACAAGUGGCGUUUUAUCUUACGCCAUGUGCCAGGUGUUCUCUUGCUUUUCAGGAUCCUCGUCUUCCUCUUCCUAGAGAGUACCGCGAUCAGAUUCAAGGUAACUGGGAGUGGCCUGAGAGCCAGGAAUCAAUCAGCUGAGAGAAGUCGAGCGUACAUUAAAAAAAACGCACCCGAGGAAUAUUGGCCACUGCUCAUGCCGAAAUAUGAGAUCGGAUGCAAACGACGAGUUUUCGACAGCUGCAAAUAUGUCAGUUGUCUUCAAAGAAGCAACGUUCAUCUCACAGAUGAUCCAAUUACUGCCCUGCGUCCCCGUUCAAUUCUAACCAAGUCUGGCCGGGAAUACCCUGCAGACACAAUCGUCCUCGCCACAGGGUUCUCCUUGACUCAGUACGAUGUAGAAUUGAUCGGUCGACAUGGUCGAUCUCGAGCACAGCACUGGGAUGAUUUCGGCUACAAGGAAGCCUACAAGUCCAUUGCCAUGUCAGAAUUUCCCAAUUUCUUCUACGUCCUGGGACCCAACUCGGGCAAAGGUCAUACUUCUACCAUCUACUCCAUUGAGAACUACGUCGAUCUCAUUAUCCAGGUGAUCGCACCUGUGAUCCGGGACCAAUCUACCUUUGUCGAGGUCAAAGCCGACAGUGAGAAAAAAUAUAAUGAGAUAUUACACGAAGUGAUCGGGAAGACUAUUUUCAAUAACUCCUGUUUCAGCUAUUUCAUCGACCAGAAGACUCAAAAGAACUGGUUCAUUUACCCAUGGAGCUCGUUCGACAUGUGGUAUGACACCCAUCUAGGACUUUCGAAUGAAUGGAUCUACGAUAUCCGAACUCAGAAAAAGAAACCGGUGCUCUCUUCGACGAUUUUGCCAAUGAUACUUGCGCUGCCGAUCGCCUUGUUCGUUUUGAAGGUGGUCCUAAGCGGAGAUAAUGAGUUUACGAAGAGCUUUCGACGGCGCUUUUGA
Molecule: messenger RNA, 1638 nt
Organism: Penicillium cataractarum
Lineage: Eukaryota; Fungi; Ascomycota; Eurotiomycetes; Eurotiales; Aspergillaceae
Product: flavin-containing monooxygenase
Exons: 10
Coding region: 1-1638 (545 amino acids)
Source: RefSeq, a predicted model, not a curated record